AUCGGAGAGAAGGAACUCGACCGUCGCAUCCGCUGCCUCCCUCCGGCGUACGGCACCCGUCAUUUCAAGACCGGGAUAUCCGCCCUCUCUCAGGUUUCCGGUAGCGAGCGGAAGGACAUCGCACGCAUUCUCCUCGGAUGCCUCGUUGGCCGUAUACCCAGGGCUGCAAUGCUCACCUUCCGUUCGCUGCUCGAUUUCAUAUACCUUUCCCAGUAUCCCACUCACGACGAGUCUACCCUCGGAUACAUGGAAGACGCCCUCAAAAUGUUCCACGACAACAAGCAUAUACUGGAGGAACUCGGCGUUCGGGAGCACCUGAACAUACCGAAAGUCCAUUCCCUUCUACACUACGUAGAUUCUAUCCGCAGGCUCGGCACGACCGACAACUUCAACACCGAGAUGUUUGAGUGGUUGCACAUUGAUUGUGCGAAGAAGGCGUGGAGAGCCUCGAACCACCGCAACGCUCGCCCGCAGAUGAUCAAGUGGCUCGACAGGAGGGAGAAGGUUUCUAUGUACGACACCCUUCGCGGCAGACUUAGUACGGACCAGUCUGCAGACCCGCAAGCAUACGUCUAUACUAUGAAACUACAGCGCAGACUCCGCCCUAGAGAGCAGGACCGGGCGAACCGUCACCUACCAUUCGGCCGAGUGGACGUCUUCCACGGGUUCAAGUUCAACAACAUUCCACUCAACGACAACGCCGAAGAGAAGGAUGGCGUCAAGGCCAGGCCUUCUUCAGCAGACAAGCCAGCAAGAUUCGAUACUGUUGUCGUAUUGCGCGGCGACGAGGCUGAAGCCACAGGAUUACAAGGGACUCGCGUCGGAAGACUGAGAGUUAUUUUUCAGCUUCCCAAAACCAUACGCGAUCCUACCACAAACCUGGAUAUGGAAGCACCGGAGGAGUGGGCCCAGGAGGGGCCUUUAGCCUACGUGGAGUGGUACGGGAAGCUGGGUUCAACGGCAAACCCAGUACACAUGAUGUACGACGUGAACAAGCUUCCUCUGCCAUCCAACGGCAAACCACAAGGAGACGUCGUACCCUUGAGUUCCAUUCGCCAAUCGUGCCAGUUAAUUCCCCGCUUCCCCAGCCCAUCGUCAUCGGAUUCCCUCGAGCGUUCAGUUCCUGAUGACUGGAAAUCAGACACGGUUCUUGACUGCGCCUCAAAAUUCGUAUUGAACAACUGGUCUAGUAAGUAUGCUUACCAGACUAUAUGGUGA
Fomitopsis serialis is the source of this 1218-nucleotide messenger RNA. RefSeq lists its product as uncharacterized. Lineage: Eukaryota; Fungi; Basidiomycota; Agaricomycetes; Polyporales; Fomitopsidaceae. The transcript is spliced from 3 exons. The annotation marks the transcript as partial. The record is from RefSeq and is a predicted model, not a curated record.